This is a messenger RNA of Phragmites australis (common reed), 2325 nucleotides long. RefSeq names its product U-box domain-containing protein 19-like. The record is from RefSeq and is a predicted model, not a curated record. Bases 99 to 2201 code for a protein of 700 amino acids. Gene Ontology annotation, biological process: protein ubiquitination. Gene Ontology annotation, molecular function: protein binding; ubiquitin-protein transferase activity. The transcript has a single exon. Lineage: Eukaryota; Viridiplantae; Streptophyta; Magnoliopsida; Poales; Poaceae. Gene Ontology annotation, cellular component: nucleus; cytoplasm.
AUUAGAGGAGACAAGAGAGAUCGCCUCCUCGCCGUCCGAGUUUUGUAUGCCCGCCUGCUUGUUUCCCUCCAAAUUCUUCCUUGCCCCGAUCGCGCGAGAUGCCGGCGCCGCACGAGCGCGGGCCGCAGCGCCGCCGCCGGGUGCUGGCGCUGUCGGCGGUGUGCCCGUGCGAAGCCAUCUCGCCGGCGCCGCUGCUAGCGUCGCUCGUCUCCCUCGCAGCCGACGUCGCCGGCCGCCACGACGUGGCAGCGUUCCCCGCGCUCCGGAGCGGGGCGCGCGAGGCCGUCCGCCUCGCGGGCGUGCUCCUCGCGUUCCUCGAGGCGGUGCGCGAUGCGGCGGGGUCAGCGGAUGUCCCGUUGCCCAGCAAGGCCGUGCUGGGGCUGUCGGAGCUGCACGUGGCGCUGCAGAAGCUGCGGUUCCUGCUCGCCGACUGCGCCAGGAGGGGGGCGAGGCUGUGGGUGCUCAUGAACGCCGAGCUGGUCGCGUCCGAGCUCCGGGUGGUGCUGGGAUCCGUGGCCACGGCGAUGGACGCGCUGCCGAGGGACGUGGUGGGUGCUUCUGACGAGGCAGGGGAACUCGGGAGGAUGGUGUCCGAGCAGGCGUGGCGUGCGGCGGUGCGGCCGGACGCGGAGGACGAACGCGCGGCGCGGAGCGUGCGCUCGGUGCUCGCGUGGUUCGGGAGCGGCGUCACGCCGGGCGCAGAGGACGCGAAGCUGGUGCUCGGUCGUGUCGGCAUAGCCAGCUGGUCGGACUGCUCCGAGGAGGCGGCUUUCUUGGAGGCCGAGCUGCUGGAGCGCUUGGAGGCCGGCGGCGAGAAUGACAACGACCUCGUGCUCAUCAGCGGCCUCAUGGCGUUCCUGGUGUACUGCAGCGUCGUCUUGUUUGACCGCAUGGACUCCAAGAAGGCUGACGCGGCCGCACCGGUGACCAGACCGGCGAGCUGCGCGGCGUGGAUCAACCCGGAGGCGCUGCAGUGCCCGAUCACUCUGGAGCUGAUGACCGACCCGGUGACCGUGGCCACCGGCCAGACGUACGACCGCGCAUCCAUCAACAAGUGGAUUAAGAAUGGGUGCCGGAAGUGCCCCGUCACCGGCGAGAGGCUCCGAAACGCCGAAGUCGUGCCGAACGUCGCGGUGCGCGGAGUCAUCGAGCAGCUGCUACUGAGCAAGGGCGCCUCGCUCCACGAGCCCAGCAGCAAGCACCGGUGCGCGGUUGACAAGACCGCCGCGCCGUUCGGCGCGGUCUCUGCUGGCGGCGUGCGGCUCGCCGUGGCCUUCCUCAUCGCGAGGCUGUCAAGGGGCACGCCGGAGGAGCAGAAGAAGGCGACGUACGAGGUCCGGAAGCUCUCGAAGCGGAACGUCUUCUACCGGGCGUGCCUCGUGGAGGCCGACGCCGUGCCGUGGCUACUCCACCUGCUCUCCUCCACGGACGCGUCCGUGCAGGGCAAUGCCGUGGCGGGCCUCCUGAACCUGUCGAAGCACCCGGCCGGGCGGAGAGCGCUGAUGGAGGCGGGCGGCCCGGGCCUGAUCGUGGACGCUGUGAACGUCGCCGCGAAGGUCGAGGCGCGGCAGAACGCAGCGGGCGUCCUUUUCUACCUCUCGUCGAACCCCAAGUACUGCGAGGAGAUCAGCCGCAUCCCGGAGGCCAUCCCAACGCUGGUGCACCUCGUGCGGGAGGGCGCGUACCGCGGGCGCAAGAACGCGCUGGUGAGCCUCUACGGGCUGCUCCAGUGCGUGGAUGGCCACGGGAAGGCGGUGUCCGCAGGCGCCGUGGCCGUGGUCGCGGGCCUGCUGUCCGCUGGCGGCGACCGGGGGGACGACCUCGCUCUCGACGCCAUCGCGCUGCUCGCGAGGCUAGCGGAGCAGCCGGCCGGCGCGCGGGCUGUCGUGGCCAGCUCGGCGCUGGUCACCCGCCUCGUGGACUUCCUCGGCGAGGAGGCGUCGCGGUCGGCGAAGGAGCACUGCGUGGCGCUGCUGGCGUCGCUGGGCCGGCACGGCGGCGACAAGGUGCUCGCGCUGCUGGGCAAGUUGCCGGGCCUCAUGCCCGCGCUCUACGCGCUCAUUGCCGACGGGAGCCCCCAGGCGGGCAAGAAAGCGCGGUGGCUGGUCAACGAGAUCCACCGGCACUACGAGCAGCGCCAGCCGCCGUCGGCCGCGCCCGCACCACUGGCGGCAGCUGGUGACCGUAUCGUUCGUGUAUAGUAGUGUAGAGCACACGAACUAGGUGUCACACGUUGUACAUUUGAUUUUCUUCGUUUUUCUUUUCCUUUAAUUGUGGUUUUGAGGGAUCAAAGUUUCAUCUUUCCUGGCUCGAGUUUUUGAAGAA